Molecule: messenger RNA, 1832 nt
Organism: Phyllopteryx taeniolatus (common seadragon)
Lineage: Eukaryota; Metazoa; Chordata; Actinopteri; Syngnathiformes; Syngnathidae
Gene: pipox
Product: pipecolic acid oxidase
Exons: 8
Coding region: 140-1303 (387 amino acids)
Cellular component (GO): peroxisome
Molecular function (GO): sarcosine oxidase activity; L-pipecolate oxidase activity; flavin adenine dinucleotide binding
Source: RefSeq, a predicted model, not a curated record
CUGCAGACAAGAUACACUUGGGCUCUUGACGUUGCUGUUCUCUACUGGAAGUUCAAGUUCAGGGACACAUCGCUGAGCAACUUAAGACUAGCAGCCCAGCACUUGCAUUUGGGAGCGUCGCAGUGUUUUUCUAGCCGCUAUGUCGACGGCUGAGGUUUAUGAUUACAUUGUAAUCGGUGCUGGGGUGCAAGGGUCCUUUACUGCUUAUCAGCUGGUUAAAAGGAAAAAGAAAACUCUACUCCUUGAGCAGUUUACUCUGCCUCACACCCGAGGGAGUUCCCAUGGCCAAACCCGUAUGAUACGUAAGGCUUACGACCAAAACUUCUACACACACAUGAUGGAAGAAGGCUAUGAACUGUGGGCUCAGCUGGAGAGGGAGGCUGGUGUCAAACUGUUCAGGCGAACAGGACUUCUGGUGAUGGGACCAGAAAACAGUCGGAGCUACCUCGACUUUAAAAGCACCCUGGAGAAGAACAAGAUUCCUAUGGUGGUCCUGACCCCUGACAACUUCAAUCAGCACAUUCCUAAUGUCAUCCUGGCUGAUGGAGAUGGCGCUUUGGUGGACACCACUGCUGGAGUGUUAUACGCAGAUCGGGCACUCAAGGUUGCACAGGGGCAGUUUCACAAAUUGGGUGGUGUCAUUAAAGACCAAGAGAAGGUAACAGACAUCAAGCCUGGCCUGACUGUGACUGUUUCAACCUCUGCUGGUGUUUAUCAAGCCAAGGGUCUUGUGAUCACCGCCGGCGCUUGGGCUAAUGAAUUGCUGGCCCACGUGAACCUACAUCUUCCUCUAGAGGUGAUGAGAAUCAAUGUGUGCUAUUGGAAAGAGAAGGUACCUGAUUCAUACCAUGUGAAUAAACGCUUUCCCUGCUUCUUGCUGACUGAAGGAGAGGAAGCUAAAGACCAUAUUUAUGGCCUCCCUUCCAACGAAUACCCUGGCCUCAUGAAGAUUUGCUACCAUAACGGCAGUGAGACUGAUCCGGACCAAAGAGACAAGAAGACAGACGGUGCUGAUAUUGACAUCCUCCGGCGCUACAUUGCCCGUUAUUUGCCAGGUGUGAUCCCUGAGCCCGCUGUGGUCGAGAGCUGCAUGUAUACGCUAACACCUGACCGUCAUUUUGUGGUGGACCGCCACCCUGCAUAUGGCAAUAUCGUAAUUGGCACAGGAUUCUCAGGUCAUGGCUUCAAGUUUGGGCCAGUCAUUGGCAAGCUGCUGUGUGAGCUUAGCCUGGGAGAAGUGCCCUCCUAUGACCUUUCACCUUUCCAAAUCAGCCGCUUCCAGACCAUGAAAUCAUCUUUAUAGAAAUGUGCUCUCAAGUUUAAUUUGUGAUGUUGAUAAUGAUGACGGUUAUUCUUAUCAUUAUUUAUAAUGCACUUUUCAUUUGAAGAAUGUCAAAUUGAUACAGCGUAAAGAAAAUCAUAAAACAAGUGCUCUGGCCUAAAUAUUUUUUGAAAAUACAAGUUCUGAUAUCAAUGUGUAGAUUUUCAAGAAAAUUUAACUUGAAAUUAUAGCUACAAAUCCUCUAAAGAUUGAGCGAAGAGUAUUUUUGGAGCGCUUUCAAGUAAACACAGACAUGCUACAUAUAUUGAAGAAGACAAAAGACUUUUUGUCAAAAAAUAAAUAAAUAAAAAUGUACAGCCAUUACCCGAUAACUAGCAAACCUUUAUUGCUCAGUGACUGUUUUGUUUGUCAAUGUCUUUCUGUCUCCAAAGUGUUCUGUGUCAAUUGACUGUCUGUUGUCGUACUAGAGGGGCUCCAACGACCGGAGACAAAUUCCUUGUGUGUUUUUUGGACAUAUUUGGCAAAUAAAGAUGAUUCUGAUUCCGAGGUA